AUGAACAGAGAGGAGCGUGAACAAGAUGUACAAGACUGGAACAGAGGAGAAGAUAGGACCACCGAAUCAGAUAACGAUUCAACUAUAGAAGAGAAUAAGAAGGGCCCCACGAGUCUCAAUUUGUCGUUGUCCAAUUCCAAGUAUAGUCGGAUAAUAUCAUUUGUGAGUUCCAGUUCCAUAAAUUUAUUCUUACCCUUUCUAAAUGGUCUCAUGCUUGGAUUUGGAGAGUUAUUUGCUCACGAAAUCAGCUGGAGGUUUAAUUGGUUUGGUGGAUCCAACAACAGAGGCUACAAGAUAUACCCUGAAUCGAGGAAGAGGAAAAAUACGAUGGAUUCCAAGUUUAUAUAA
This is a messenger RNA of Naumovozyma castellii, 348 nucleotides long. RefSeq names its product Mim1p (gene MIM1). Lineage: Eukaryota; Fungi; Ascomycota; Saccharomycetes; Saccharomycetales; Saccharomycetaceae. The coding region runs from base 1 to 348 and encodes 115 amino acids. The transcript has a single exon. The record is from RefSeq and is a predicted model, not a curated record.